GAGUUAGCUUCGUUACUAGCACUAGCUAGUUUUUGUAGUCCUGUUGUAGUCCUGGUUCAGUGAACGCCUCGGGGCACCAUGGUGCACAGCUGCUGUGCGCCGGGAUGCCAGAGCUAUCGGGGGAAAUAUAACGAGAGGAAGUCAUUUUAUAGGAUUCCUAAAGACCCCGGGAGGAGGAGGAAAUGGAUAGCGGCUAUAAAACGGGCUCGGAGCACAAACAGCCAGCCCGGAACGUUUGAGCCUAACAACAAAAUAUACCGGCUAUGCAGCGACCACUUCAUAUCCGGGAAGAAGAGUGACAACCCUCUGUCACCUGACUACGUUCCUUCAGUCUUCCAUCAUGUUCCGUCCCCGGAGACGACAACGAGCUCAACGUGGUUCCACGUAUUCAACAGCAUCCAGGAGAGCAGACGUCGGAGACUAGAGAAGGCAGCGAAGCCGUCAGCUGUGAUGGACGUGACCGACCAGCUGGAUGAAUCUAACGACAACUAUGAGAAUAUUCUGCCUCUUACCGACCAAAAUGACCAUCCAGCAACUCCACCGUACGACGGUGGACACGGUAAACCAGCGUAUGAGAUGCUGGAGUCGGAUCCAGACUGGGUCCCAUCGCUGCACCUGGAUCACAGAGAACCAAACCCCCGACGCGCCACCCGGCUGCUCCGGUCGCUGCGGCAGGAGAACAGAGACCCGCCGCAACGAUGCACCCCCCCAGAGACGAGACCUUCACAUGAGACUGAGACCAGAAUAACAACAUGCACCCCCCCAGAGACAAGACCUUCACACGAGACUGAGACCAGAACAGCAGCAGCAGGAGGGGGUGCAGAGAAGCCGGCCGUCCGUCCCUGGAGAGAAGCGAGGUCUCUGCUGCAGGCAGCUCUGCAACGUAAACCCAACUUCAGCCAGCAGCCUGGAGACGAGACGCUCGGACAAACUGAGAGGAAGACGGACGUCAACUUCAGAGAUUUGUUCAGAGGCGCUCUGGAAGCUUCUCUGGACGCCUACAGCCGGUCCCGGGCUCUGUCAGCGCGGCGGCCGCCCUGCGGGUCCUGGGAGUACGACGUGCAGCUGAACGUUAACCUGCCGUCGGUGAAGGAGGAGAAGCAGACCUGCGAGGAGGAGUCCUCCUCCUCUUCCAGUCUGAGCUGCGUCCGGCUGCAGUCGAGGAACACAGAGCUGGAAGAGAAGCUGUCGGGUCUCAAGGAGGAACCAGAGUACGUGGAGGUUUCCACGGUCCCCGAAACGCCUCAACAGAGUCCCUGGAGCGCGCCCGCCAAGGAGGACGGGCCUGCAUACACCGUGGAGGACCCGUUUGCCUCCCAGGAAGCUGACUUGGAGCCCGGAGAAGUUCGGGAAAUGUGGGAGUUGAGCGAAGACUCGGACUCAGACGCCCGUCCCCCAAAAGCCCCCGAGGAGGAACCCUGUUGGCGUGUCGACCAAGACAACGGUAGCGGUAAGUCGUGCGGCCAAAAGUGUCGGAAGAGGUGCUGGGAAAGAAUCAGCGAAGCGAGACGGGAGGCGCUGCACGCCGCCUACUGCAACAUGAGCUACGACGCGAAGAAGGCGUUCGUUUCGUCCUGCGUCCCUCGGCGCCAGACCGCGGUACGUUCCGGCGCUGGCGUUCCCAGCCGACGCAAGCAGACGCUUUCUUACCACUUCACCGAUGAGCUGGGUCUCACUCAGAUAGUCUGCAAGACCUUCUUUCUCACAACUCUGGGAUACCAUCAGAGAAAUGACCGCUUCGUCCAAACGGCCAUCGGGAACGCACCCCGGUCUCGCAACGAGCGCCACGAGAAAUGUGCGAAGACGGCCGAUAGAAGACGCAGCGAAGCGUCGGAGCCUACGUGUUCCCAGAGUGAGAUCACUGUGGAGCUGCACCAGCUGGAGACGGGCGAUACCCAGCGCUGGAAUGUUACGGAGUACGUCUACUCCAGUACUGGGCUUCAGUCCAGGAGUGGACACCAUCAAACUUGAUGAGAAUUUUUGUGUGUGUGUGUGUGUGUGUGUGUGUGUGUGUGUGUGUGUGUGUGUGUGUGUGU
Molecule: messenger RNA, 2036 nt
Organism: Sander lucioperca (pikeperch)
Lineage: Eukaryota; Metazoa; Chordata; Actinopteri; Perciformes; Percidae
Exons: 6
Coding region: 79-1971 (630 amino acids)
Molecular function (GO): sequence-specific DNA binding
Source: RefSeq, a predicted model, not a curated record